CUGAGAUACACAUUUGGCCAGCUAGUUACCUUUUGCCCUUCCGAUUGUUAACAUCUCAAUAAAAAAAUUUUCACGUUACCAUUACGACCGAGACAAAUACACAAGGUUUUAAAUCUACGAUGACGUCCUAUGAAGUUAUAGAAAUUUUUGUGCUCGGAUUUUGCAAUGUGGUACUGGGACCACUAAUGUUUAUCUGGGGAAUCUAUUCCGAGCUUGACGCUUACGAGGAAAAAAGAGACGCCAACAACACAACCAACAAGGAUCUAGAAUUGGAAUAUAAUCCGGUUUUCUGGGCUUAUCGUUGCCUGAUAUUGUGCUCCUUUUUUUCGGGGUUGUUCGCAAUGUGGGCAGUCACCAUAUUCCGCAAGGAAGGCAAUUGGGAGAUCAGAUUGGGAAGGGUGGCAACGUCCUUGGCGAAAGCGAUGUACUGGCAAAUUGUCGCGAUUAUCUUCUACAACCUUGAUCCUUUCGAGUGGAGGACGCGGGAUGGACUUCUGGGGCCAUGGGGACGGAUUGACCUGCCCUUCUUGACAUAUUAUUAUUGCUUCGCGGUGCAAUACUAUUUUGCGAAGCAGAUUGGUAAAUUUGUUCAAGAGGCAAAAGAUGUGGUAAAAUUGCAAUAAGGUAGGGUUCAGCGAAUUUUGACUGAUUUCUGGAAAAAUCUAUGUAUGUAUAUGUACUGAUUUAAAAUGUGUAUUUCUGAUAUGAUCGAGUAUUACAAUUUGUACGGUUUGGUUUAUAAUUUUGGUUUGGUUUUGGAUUUCAUUAUUUAAAUCAUGUGUGUAAUGUACGUAUUUAAGGUUACUUAAUGACAAUCAAUAUUUUGUAAGAUUUAUCAAAGUUAAUUAUUUAUAUACUGCGUAAAUAUCUAAUGACGAUGGUUUAAAUAUCUGUAUUCGUGUACUAAUUAAGUAAUUUUUAUUUAAGCAUUAAUUAUGUAUGUUUCGCUGGUGUAAAGUCGAAUAAAAAGCUGUGCAAAUAUA
Molecule: messenger RNA, 983 nt
Organism: Folsomia candida
Lineage: Eukaryota; Metazoa; Arthropoda; Collembola; Entomobryomorpha; Isotomidae
Exons: 2
Coding region: 120-623 (167 amino acids)
Source: RefSeq, a predicted model, not a curated record